This is a messenger RNA of Cuscuta campestris, 2058 nucleotides long. NCBI's taxonomy places the organism in Eukaryota, Viridiplantae, Streptophyta, Magnoliopsida, Solanales, Convolvulaceae. The record is from the annotation of a GenBank genome assembly.
AUCACUCUGUAAAACUCCAGGCAAUUAGUCUUUAAUGAUGUUUUUAAUCUCGUAUAAAUCGUUUUGAUUUUCCCACACGAUUCAUCUGCUCUGUCUCUCAUCGGUAAUCUGUGCUGUUUUUUUUCUCGGAUCUUUUCAUUUUUGCCCUGAUAAUAGAUGUUAAAAAGGGGUUUUUUUUUUUAAAAAAAAUCUGGGAUGAUUUGUUUUGGUUUUAAUUCUGUUAUCCUGAUCCGAAGUUUUCGAUAAAAUCUGGGGUUUUUUGAAGGCAGAUCAGAGAAGAAGAGGAAGAAGAAGAAGAAGGGGAAGUGAUUUUAUGUCGGCAAGGUUUGGAUUGGGUUUAUUGUUUGGGGCUUUAUUAUCGCUGAAGAAGCUCUGGCUAUCAGUUUCCUCUGCGUUUCUCAAUCUCUGUAUGCCAAAAUCUCUCCUCUGCUGUUCAGUCCAGCAGAGAAACGCCUCUUUUCUCCCGUCCGUUUCGAUGCGUUUGAGGCCCAAAAGGACUUGUUCUGGAGUGGAGUGUUUUGGAGGGUAUCACAUAAAACGAUUCUUAAACACUACUUUCUGCAUACAGCCUUAGGCGUUUCUUGAUUCUCAAAGGAGAGCCUUUUUUCCCACCCGGCAUAUCUUUUCGGUCAUAGAUUCAUAUAUAUAUUUAUUAGGGUUCUUUGAUUUUGUUUUUGGUUAGUAUUGCUUGUUGGUAUUGUUGUUCAACCAGAGAGGGGUUUUCUUGAGAUCUGUUCUUGGAAGUGUUUGAGGAGAAGAUGAUGUUUCCCCAGAGAAAAUCUGUGUCGAGUAACGGUCCGAGGGUUGUGGGCAGGCAAAUGAAAGCCCGACCCGGACCCGAACUCGGGAUUCGGAUGAGGAGGGUCCGGAUCGUUUGUGAUGAUCCGGAUGCGACGGAUAGUUCGGAUGAUGAAUGGUCUGAAGGGAAGAAAGGGAAGCGCUUUGUCCAUGAAGUCCUGCUUCCAAUGACACAUGAUUUGGUGAAGAGUGGUCGCCCAGAAGAGGUUAAUGGCACCUCUUCACAAGACAGCAUCAGUGAGGCCAAGAGGAAUAACCUGAAGAAGAAGAGGGUUUUGGGGAAAAACCCCGAACCGGUUUGCCCGUCCAACCCGUCCAAGAUCCGUGGCGUCCGCCAGCGGAAAUGGGGCAAAUGGGCUGCUGAGAUCCGUGAUCCGUUCCAGUCUAGGAGGAUUUGGUUGGGUACUUAUGAUACCGCGGAGGAAGCUUCUAGAGCCUAUGAGACCAAGCGUCUCGAGUUUGAAGCAAUGGCUAAGAACAACAACAAUGGCGACAACAACAAUGUUUUGGGUCUGGACCCACACGUUUCCGAGGGAUCCGUGGGAAGCUUUGGCUCCUCUGUCGCGGAAAUGGACUCCUCCACUUCCCCUCCCGAGAAGACGGCUGGGGGUAUUAUCGGAAUUGAGAAAACAGGGGACGGAGACGGUCUCUCGUUGGCCGAAAUUGCCGAAGGGAUGGACUUUGCCAUGGACUUGGACGUGGCGCUGGUGGGCGAUGACUUUGCGUGUUUUGACGACUUUGCCCUCGGCGACUUUGAUGGCAUCCCGCUCUGCGGGUUCGACGACGGCGGGGACCACCUGCCCCCUGCCCCCGGGCUGCCCGAUUUCGACUUCGACUUCAACUUCGAAGAGGGGUGGAUGAUGGCAAUGGACGACACCCCCCCACUUCUGCCCGGAGCGGCACCCCUCAAUGUUUCUUGCACUUGAGUGGAGAAACAAACACAGAAUAACAAGUUUUGCAGCUAAUGUAGGGACUUUCUCGUCAUUUCGUCUAUAAAGUACGCGGUCUAGUUCGCGUACCGAUUUUGAGUUACAAAAAAAAAGGGUUCCGAGUUUUCGAUUUUGGCACUCCGUUGGGUUUUCCGUGAGCUAUUAGAGCCGUCCCAGUGGCUUAUUUAGAUGUCUCUUCUGCUUUCCUCUUGAUGAGGAUAUGAAUGAAUGUCUCAAGUUUUGUUAUGUUUUUUUAGAAUGUUUUUGGGAUCCUAUGUUAUGAACUUAUAUUGUCUGAUGAUCUUUUUUAAUGUUACUUCUUAGUAUUAUG